Lichtheimia ornata is the source of this 2460-nucleotide messenger RNA. RefSeq lists its product as uncharacterized. Gene Ontology annotation, cellular component: vacuolar transporter chaperone complex; fungal-type vacuole membrane. NCBI's taxonomy places the organism in Eukaryota, Fungi, Mucoromycota, Mucoromycetes, Mucorales, Lichtheimiaceae. The record is from RefSeq and is a predicted model, not a curated record. The coding region runs from base 1 to 2460 and encodes 819 amino acids. The transcript has 2 exons.
AUGAAGUUUGGCGCACAAUUGCAACAGGAGAUUUUUCCUCCAUGGCGCCUUUCCUAUAUCCAAUAUGACAUGCUCAAGACUGAACUCAAGAUGCGACAAAUGGAUCACCCCUGGUCCGAUGAAGAUGAACGAGACUUUUCUCACCUCGUGGAAAGUGAACUUCAUAAGGUGUACGAUUUUGUCACUGCAAAGAUGCGUGAAGCCGAUGCACGCAUUUGCUAUUGUGAGCGUACGGUCAAGUCUUUUAUGAGCAAUCCACGAUGGGCUUCUGAUCAAAGCUGGCAAAUCAUGGAUGAUGCAUUGACUGAAGUGCUUUUUGAUAUCAACGACCUUGCCAAGUUUACUCGCAUCAACUACACCGGCUUUGUAAAGAUCGUCAAAAAGCACGACAAGUGGACAAACUUGAACCUCAAGCAAAAAUUGGUCGAGUGGUUGCGUGUGGAGCCUUUGGAUAAUCAGCGAUUUGAUGUGGCCAUUGUGUUUAUUUCGGCUUUGCAUGAUAUUUGUCGACGUCAAGGCAAACCAAGAACGGGCAAUGCAGCUGCUGGUGGUUCACAAAAUGCAUUUGAACGUGCCACGGCCAAGUAUUGGAUCCAUCCUGAUAACGUCACAGAGGUGCAAUCGAUUUUGCUGCUUCAUUUGCCGGUGCUUAUUUUCAACAAAGACAAGCCAUAUGAGCAAACCGAUUCAGCCAUCUCAUCGGUUUACUUUGAUAACGAGGAUUUUGACUUGUACACGGGAAGGUUACAACGUGAUGAAGGUGCUGAGGCUAUUCGCUUUCGCUGGUAUGGCCCAUCGGAUCAACACAGUAUCUUUAUUGAACGCAAGACACAUCAUGCUCCUUGGUUGAAUGGUGUUUCCAUCAAGGAUCGUUUUCGUUUGGAUGCAAAAGAAGUACCCGAUUUCUUAGAAGGAAAGCUAUCACCACAAACCAUUGCAUCUCGCUUCCAGGAUAAUCCUCAGCAAGCCAAAGAUACGGAAUUUAUUGCAACGGGUGUUCAACAAUCGGUUCACGAGAAACAUUUACGUCCUGUGGUGCGCAUCUUUUAUAAUCGUACAGCAUUCCAGCUACCUGGUGAUCAGCGUGUGCGUGUAAGCCUUGAUACAGACCUUACUUUUAUUCGUGAAAAGGCUCCUUCUUGGCAAGAAUGGCACCGUCCUGAUGUUGGUGUUGAUUAUCCAUUCAACCAUGUGGAUGAAAAGGAUAUCGUACGCUUUCCUUAUGCUGUACUUGAAACGAAGGUGCAAAGUCAUUUGGGUCAAGAGCCUCCAGCAUGGUUGGAAAAUCUUAUCAAGUCUCAUUUGGUGCAUGAAGUCCCAAGAUUUAGCAAGUACCUUCACGCUGCAGCCAAUCUUUUCCGUGAUCAUCUACCUUUGCUUCCUUGGUGGUUGUCAGAGAUGGAUAUUGACAUUCGCAAGCCACGUGAAACCAAUUUUGGAUUGAGUCGCUCAACUUCAUACAAGCCUUUGAUUGAUGGUCAAUAUCGUACUGCUAUGCAAGCUGAGGAGCGUCGUAUUGAUGUUGUCAAUGCCCAUGUCAAUAAGCAAAAGGAAGAAGAACAAGCUGCAGAGCAACAACAACUUGAGGACAAGGAUGGAAAGCUUGCCGUACCACAACAACGCACAUCGAAUGGCACUUUGGUUGAUGAAGGACCAACAACACAACAGCCACCACCACAACCACAACCACCUACGAUAGCCACAGACCCAACCAAGGCAAAAGAAGGGGAGGCUGGUUUAUUAGCACCUGGAUCAGCAAUGGGUAAACAUUCCAAUAUCUCGCUUGGUACGCUGUCAUCUACUGGAUCAACCACCUAUAACGAGCCUGUGGGUGCCACUAUUAUCAAAACAGGUGAUGCACCAAGAGACUAUGGCACUCCGUUACCUUCACCCGUCAUCGAUGACAAGAACGAGUUGGGCGAAGACGUACAAUUGGAAAAGGGUGAUAUUGUAUUGGAUAUGGAAAACAAGCGUGUGAUCACCAAGGAAAAGGAAAAGAAGAAAAAGGACAAGGAAGCCGAGGAAGAAAUGAUUGCCCAACGUCCAAUGCAAUUAUGGGAGCGUGUGCUUUUCGGCAAAGGUGCCAACCAGAAUCUUACUGUGAAGAAUGGUGAUGAGCGGGUGCCACUCAAGAAAAUCAAGAUUGAGCCCAAGGUGUUCUUUGCCAACGAACGUACAUUCAUCAGCUGGCUUCAAUUUUGUGCAUUGUUGUUGACGGUGGCUCUCAGUUUACUCAACUUUGGUGACAAUGUCUCGCGUAUUGCUGGUGGUAUCUUCAUUGGUAUCUCGGCUGUUGUUGCCAUCUAUGCCCUUUAUCGCUUUGAGAAACGUGCAUGGAUGAUCAAUCGUCGUGUGCUUGGUCGCUAUGAUGAUUUAUGGGGCCCUGCCGUUCUCUGUUGUCUCUUGGUUGGUGCGCUCAUUGUCAACUUUUACCUUCGAUUCCGCCCUAAUGCCGCAUAA